GACACCGUACUUGCGCCGAUUCGUGCCCGCAACGUCGUCAAAGCAGCUGCCGUUGCCGCUCGCCCUUCGACGCCGUGAGACGAAGACUACGUUGGGUAUCCUCGCAGCUUAAGUAGUGACAAUGUCCGUACAUUAUAAAUUUAAAUCUACUUUGGACUUUGACACUGUGUCAUUUGAUGGACUACAUAUUUCAGUAGCAGAUUUGAAAAAGGCUAUUUUUCAUCAGAAACGUAUCGGCAAAAAUACAGAUUUUGAUUUACAAAUUACAAAUGCCCAAACAAAAGAAGAUUAUACAGAUGAUAAUGCAUUAAUUGCCAAAAAUACUAGUCUUAUUGUUGCAAGAGUUCCAUUAACAGUACAACAAAAACGUUCUUGGGACCGAAAUGAAACUCCUCCAUUUAGUAAUUUAAAAGAUGAAGCUAAUUUGAACAGGGCAGUAGAUCUCACGAGAUUAGAUGGUUCGGAAGAGGAUAAAAUUCGUGCAAUGAUGACACAAUCAACUCAAGACUAUGAUCCUUCAAAUUAUAUGAAAAUUCGUGGAGCCAAUCAGACUGGUGAUGUACCUGCAAAUUAUCGUUGUUAUAAAUGCCAUCAGCCUGGACAUUGGAUAAAAAACUGCCCAUUGGGUACAAAUCAGGAACCAAUUGAAAUAAAGAAAAGCACAGGUAUUCCCAGAAGUUUCAUGGUACCAGUCGAAGGACCCUUGGUACCUGGUGCUAUGAUGACACCUACAGGACACUAUGCUGUUCCUGCUAUUGAUCAUCAAGCUUACAAGGAAGGCAAGAAAGAACGCCCACCAUUUUCACAAGAUCCAGAACCUGUGAUAGAGAAACCAGAGAUACCAGAAGAUUUGUUAUGCAAUAUCUGCAAAGACCUUCUGACAGAUGCAGUGAUGAUUCCAUGUUGUGGAAAUUCCUUUUGUGAUGAAUGUAUUCGUACAUUUUUAUUAGAAUCUGAGGAACAUGAAUGUCCCGAUUGUAACGAGAAAGAUGUAUCACCGGAAACUCUUAUUCCAAAUCGAUUCCUACGUAAUGCAGUAAUGAAUUUUAAGAACGAAACUGGUUACGCCAAAAGACAGACUUAUCGACCUCCUAUUCAAAGUGGUGGACAAUCCACUGCACCAAUGGAACAACCAAAAGUUGAAGUGCAACAACCUACGAGUCAAGUAUCUCCUCAAGCUCAAACUAUACAAUCAUCCAUUGCUCCUAAUGUACCAUUGCAAGAAUCUGUGGAAUCGCAACCUACUAAUCUCGAAUCUGCCUCGCAACAUUUUCCAACUGCCACCUCUGGUUUGCAGCCACAGACAUCAACCACUCUGCCUGAAUCCACUUCAGAAUCGCAUUUGCAAAGUGAUUCGGUAACAAAACUAACAACUGACGAGGAAACUGAAGUGCCUCCUCCUCCAGGGACAGAGCCGUUGCUUCCGAUCCCCGCUAUCGGCGUAAACUCGCCGGAGAGAGAACGCGAGCGAAGUGAUCCACCUAGUCGUGACAAAAAGGAACGGGACAAUGAGUACGUCGGGGAACGUCAGUCCAGGGAGCGUCGACGAAGUUUUAGCAGGGAUGGACAUCGUGAGAGAAGUGGAGAACGUGGUCGUAGGAUUGAAAAUUUACGUCCGCUGAAUCGCAGUCGAAAUCGGUCUCUGUCGCCCAGACAUUCCCAGCACGGCGAAUAUCCAUCAUCAUCGAGCGCUGUACUGCCUCAUUUAAUGAACCCACCUCCUUCCAAGGGUUAUCAGGGUCAUCUAGCGGACGAUGGACAUUACCCGCCUGCUAUGCAUUAUGACAGUGGAAUACGCAGAUCCAACGAGGACCGUGCUGGCACUCCUACGGUCGACGAACCGCAUUUACAUGUCCCCACGUCCGGUAAUCAACCUCCGUUAUUGCCGUUUCCACCUGGCGAGGAGCGUAUCCCGCCACCGAAUUACAAUCAACCACCGCCGAAUGUACCUCCGCAUAAUCCCCCACUUUUGCCGGAUCCAUACUUGAAUCAUCGAAUACCGAUAUAUCCACAUCAGCAAGGCUCUCAUUAUGGACCGCCUAGAUAUGAUAGGCCUCCUUACCAACAGCAAGGAUAUCGACCAUCUCAGCCACCUCGAAACUAUAGUGGGCCACCGAGGCCAAUGAGAGGAUUGCAUCAUAUGGGAUAUAGAAACAUGCAACCACCGCCACCAGGCUUAGGUAGAAGCAUACACAAUGGAAAUCCACCUGGUAUUAUCGAUGAUCCAUUGGAAGCAUUUGAGCGUAUGCUCAGAGAGAAGGAUGAAAGAGAUCGACGUUUAGGAAAACACAGAAGAAGAAGUAGAACUCGCUCUAGAUCUCGUAGUUACACUCGAUCAAGGUCGCGAUCUUUUAGUCGGAGAUCUCCAUUUGGGUCUCGCCUUAGUCGAUCACGCACACCACCGUCGAAGCGAAGAUCAUCAAGAUCACCGUUACCACUUAGAGCGCGUAGUCGUACUCCAAAACGCAGAUCGCGAAGUGGCAGUUUCUCCAUUAGCAGAUCUAGAUCAUACUCUCGCAGUCAGUCGCCGAGGCUUUCUCCGUCGAGAGACAGAGAUAGGGAAAGAGACAGAGAUCGAGAUAGAGAUAGGGAGAGAGAUCGUGAGCGAGAUCGAGAUCGUGAUUUAUUGCCUAGAUAUCGAUCUCCAGUUAGAUCACCUCCCAGAUUUCAAAGAGAGAGGGAUCGCGAGAGAGAUAGGGCGCGAUCACGCGAGCCUCGAGAUGGAUACAGCACUUACUAUGGCGAUUCACCUGCUCACGAUUAUCAAUCGUUUCGUGAUCGUGAGCGUGAUUUACCGCCUAGAGAGAGACCGAUACCGAGAUAUCCUAUAAGGAACCAGCCGUCCCAACACAAUAUACCGCCGUUGAUGCCGCAUCUAGUCACUGGAGGUCAUCCACCACCGCCGCUUAUGUCAUUGGGACCUCCACCUACGGACAGGAAAGACUAUUAUGAUUCCUACAACAGAUAUUCUGGACCACCUCCUCCGCAGCGUUUCGGCAGUCCUCUGAGGGAUCCUCCACCUCAUAAGCGAUUCGAAGACGUUGCACCACCUGGCACCGAGGGCUAUUACGAUCUCUCACCACCGGGUGUCGAGCAUUCUGAUAGACCGUUGAGAGAAGAUCGGGAACGACAGCGUUCCUUGAGAGAUCAAGAAGACCGGGAACAUUCGUCGAAGGAUCGUGACAAUGAAGAGCGUGAUAGAUUGAGGGACGAUAGGAAUCGCGACCGUGAGGAUCGUAUGCGCGAGAGGGAUGACAGAGAUCGUAGAAUCGUGAACAGAGAUCGCGAAGAUCGCGAUAGACAACCCCCACCGAGAGAUCAUGAGGACAGGAUACGAGAGAAAGAUGAACGUGACAGAAGAGAGAAGGAAAAGGAACGAGAAGAUAGACACAUUCGCGAUCGUCGAGACGAUGACAGACAUAUCGAGAAGAAAGACUACGAGAAAGAUCGUUACAGAGAUGAUCGAGAUCGCCAUAGACAAGAUGACAAGAAUCGACCGCGAGAGAAGGAGAGACGCGAGCGCGAAUAUGAAUCCGAGAGAGAGAAGGACAGAGAUCGUCAUGAGCGAUAUGAAAGGCGUUCGCUAGAGCGGAAGAAGGGCAGAAAGAGUCUAAGUCCGUACUCGCAAAAAUCCAGAGGCGAUCUUAAGGAUCUUUCGCCAGAGCGAAGUACGAAGAAGAAGGAAAAGGAACAUGAUGAGAAAGUGGAAGAAAAGAAGAAGGAGAAAAAGAUAAAAGAAAAGAAGAAGAAGAAAGAUAGCGAUGAAAAAGAGAAGAAGAAGAAAAAGAAGAAGGAUAAGAAAUCUAGCCAAAAGGAGGCGCUCAAGGACGAUACGAUCAAGGUAGAGGAUGCGUUGAUCGAAGAUAAGACGUCGAAUGACAUCUCGUCUUCGCCGCUCAAGCUCGAUGCCGUGAAAACGUGCAGUGAGGAGGACAACAUCGAGAACAGGAUAGAAUGUAUUGCCAGUGAGGCACCCAUUGUGCCAGUCAAGGAGGAAUUUGAAGACAAAUCUCUGGCGAUGAAUCCAGAACCGCCGGAAUUCAGUGAACUCAGUCCCGGCAGUGGUCGACUCGAUCGCUCAGAAUUCGGUACUAAUCCACCGAAUCCAAACUUUAAGCCGAUUCCGGAACUUAAGUCGGAGAUGAAACCAAUUGAUAGUCUCUAUGGUGGACUGGACGACACAGAGAUCAACACCGUGAUCACAGAGAAAUAUUCUCUACUAUCGGAACACUCGCAGACAGAGGCAAAAGAAGUCACCGCCAUGCUAUCGACGGAGAAAUCCCCGAAGAAAGAUGAGUUCCUGGCACCUAUACCCGAGUUGUCCAAGUGGGAGAGAGACGACACAAUCGAGAAACCUGAGGACAGCAACGCGGAUGAAUCACCGACGGAGAAGGUGCAGAGAGAUGACGAGCCGAAGUCAAUGAAGAUGGUUACUUCGGAAGUUUUGAAACGAGCAGAAAAUGCUAUAUUCCAAAAAGCCAUCAAUGCGAUUCGACCAAUUGAGAUCAAGAAGAUUAGCGAAAGUAGAAAGAUAUUAUAUCAAAAUCCCGAACCUAAAGUGUUGGAGACGGUAGAACCAGCUGCUAACCGAGAGCCGCGAAAAAGCGUUAACGUGACGAUUAAUGUCGGCAGGAAUGAGAGAAAUGUCGAGAUCACGGAGCCGGUGAAAACCAAACUUGAUCGUACCAAGUUUAAGCCUGUUCCGGAGACAGCCUACUCACCGACUAGGCUGUCCGCUAAGGAAAGACUCGGUGAGAAGAUCGAGGAGGGCAAGGAAAGAAAGAUUAGCCCUAUAAAGGGAUUUUUAGAGAGACGCGACAUAAAGAACGAGAAUCAAUCGAGAAGUCGAUCACCCAGAAGAGAGAAAAGAAUUUCUCCUCCGCUUUUAGAGCGACGCGUGGAACCAUCUUCGUUGGGUUUAACUGUGAGCGGUGAGCGAAAGGUAUAUCUGGAUGAAAGAAAACGGGACAACAAAGAUAGAGGCGAUCGAUCGAAGGAGAGGUCGGAUUUCCGAGGCGACAGGCACAGUGGCGAAUUGAGGUCAGAGAGGGAAGGUAGAAUUGAUUGUAGAACAGAUUUUCGUUCAAAUAGAAACGAUGUCAAGGGAGAAAAAGAUCGCGAUAAGGAUCGUGAACGCAGAGCUAGAACGCCUCCUCCGUCUUGCGCUUUCAAGCGAACGGAUAUGAUGAAAAUAAGCUUAUUAAAAUCGAAGGAUGAUGAAGAAGAUAGAAGACGCGACAAGAAAUCUCGAGAGGAGAAGAAAAGAAAGAAGGAGCAUCGUAGCAGAAGUAAAUCCAAAGAGCAUAAAAAGCGCAAAGAGAAGAAGCACAAAAAAGAUAAGGAGAAGAAUCAGGAAAAGAAACAGAAGCACAAGGAAGCCGCAGCUUUGAAGGAUGGAAAGUCGGACGGCAACGAGACCAAAAUCAAUUAUGAGAAUAUCGAGCAGCCUCUGACAGAGUCAUUGAAGAAACAGAGGAAAAAUCCGAGACUGGUGUCCGAUCGCAAACGUAGUAUACUUGACGAAGCGAGCUUUGAACCCGAUUACUCGGCCUCGGACUCGGAAUCGGAUGGUGAAGACGGAGGAAAGGGAUUGGCACCAGCAAAGAAACUGAAAUUGGACGAAACAGAAUUAGACAAGGAGAUGGAGAUCAAGUCUUUGAAGAAGCGAUCUAAAUCUAGUAGUAGUGAGGAUACAUCCAGCAGUUCUGAUACGACCAGCAGUGAUUCGGACAGCAGCGACGAGUCGCAUAAGAAGAAGAAAAAGAAGCAUAAAAAACAUAAGAAAAAGAAGGCUAAGAAGGACACUAGUUCUGAUUCGGACACUUAUUCGGAUUCGUCCGACAGCAGCAGCGACGAGGAGAAACAUAAGAAGAAGUCAAAGAAAUCAAAGAGCAGGAGCAAGCAGUCGAAGAAGAAGAAAAAGUCCAAGCAUAAAUGACAUCAUUAGAUAUUUUGAUGCUCGAUCAAAAAAACACUUUACCUGAAAACCAUAAAAAAGCGCAAAAAAUAAAAGCUUCUUUUUCUUGAGCGCUUUCAAAUAUUAUGAAAAUUAUUUUAUUUUCGUCAAUUCUAUGGAUAGAUUAUGCAAUCAAUGAUACCACUCGCAUAUCUUUCAGAUAGAAUAACGAUUAUUUUGUACUUGCGAUUGUUGUCAGAGUUCAAUAUAAAAUUAUUUUAGACAGGAUUAUCUCUAGCAGUAGAUUAUUUAUUGGCGCAAAAAAAAAUGUUUUUGACAAGUGAAAUAAAUUAACGGACUGACGAGUAGUAGAAAAAAAAGAGCAGCAUAUAUAUAUAUAUAUAUAUAUAUAUAUAUAUAUAUAUAUAUAUAUAUAUGUAUAUAAAAGAUAUAGACAAGUUGCUCUAAAAGAGGAACAGAUAACAUUAUAUGGCCUUUUUGCAUAAUUAUUACGUUCCGGUUUGGUAUAUUAAAGUACUGUAUGUAAGUUUAUUAUUGCAAUAAGUGAUGUACAUUGUAACCCAUGUGUAUCUUACGAUAUAAUUUUGUCGAAAGAUAAUAAGCAUUCUUAAAAAACCCAAUAAUUAUUAUGUAAUGAGUUAAGAAUAAUAUCAUUUAGGAUCUCUGCUAUCUCAGCAUUAUAUUGUACUUUCAUAAUCUAAUGUCAAUAUGUAAGAAAAGUCACGAAAUAAAAUAAUAAAAUUCUUUUAAUACUUU
Molecule: messenger RNA, 6673 nt
Organism: Nylanderia fulva
Lineage: Eukaryota; Metazoa; Arthropoda; Insecta; Hymenoptera; Formicidae
Biological process (GO): ubiquitin-dependent protein catabolic process; mRNA processing; protein ubiquitination
Cellular component (GO): nucleus
Molecular function (GO): nucleic acid binding; ubiquitin protein ligase activity; zinc ion binding
Source: RefSeq, a predicted model, not a curated record